AUGGACUUUGAUCCCGUUCCAAUGACCUUGAAGUUGUUCGAUGAAGAUCCUAUGACGGAUAUAAACAACGUAACCCAAUUUUAUGAACUAAUAAAAUCAACCUAUGAAACUUUAGAUGACAUCAGUUAUGUCAUGUCUGAUGUAGAAAUAUUUCUAAACUGUUUAGUUAUACUAUUCGAUUUGUAUUUGAUUGUAAUCAUUUUGAGAAAAGAGGAGUUGAAACCCAAAUUUUACCAGUAUGUUCUUCAUUAUUGUGUACACCAAAUUGGGUUUUUGUUUUCUGCUUCCCUAUUUUUUAAAAUGAUGAUUCUAAGUAAAUUUAUCAUUUAUAUUCGCGCAAAUGUUUACGUAGUUAUAUUAAAAUUAAAACUAUUUACUUUUGUAUUUAUGUAUAUGUUUCCAGUCGGUAUUGGAAUUGAAUGGUUAUGCUUUGUAAAUAAUCCAAAUUUGGGACAUAAAUCCAAGCUAAUACAUGAUUAUUCAAUAACAAUUUUGUACUUAAUAGGAUGUUGUUUAUUUCUAAUAAUAUAUUAUUUAAGAUAUUAUACGUAUUAUAUAUGGCUUGAGUACAUAUUUACAAAAAUAGUAUACUUCUUAAUACUAUUAUUUAUAACAGUAUGUAAGUAUUUGCAAUAUAGACAAAAUCAGGGAAAUAAUAAAAAUAGUUACAUGCUAACCACAGCUGGUAUUCUAGUUUACUUUUGGUUACCUGAACAAAUUUAUAACGAAUUACUGGGUUGGACUUACGGUUCUUAUACUUUGUACACCAUUACCUUGUAUACCAUGAUUUUACCAAAAUGGUUGGCUUACAGUAUCCCCAUUGCUUUAGUUGUUGUACUGAAAAAAAGCGACAAACGUUUUGCAUCAGCUCUAUCAAGAAAAAAUGUUAAAAAUGCUGAUAAUAAUUUUCAAGAUGACGUUGAAUGUAAUAUUAAUGUAAUUUCUGAUAGAAAUGUAUUUAAAAUGUAA
Molecule: messenger RNA, 969 nt
Organism: Psylliodes chrysocephalus
Lineage: Eukaryota; Metazoa; Arthropoda; Insecta; Coleoptera; Chrysomelidae
Source: the annotation of a GenBank genome assembly